Molecule: messenger RNA, 1257 nt
Organism: Talaromyces amestolkiae
Lineage: Eukaryota; Fungi; Ascomycota; Eurotiomycetes; Eurotiales; Trichocomaceae
Exons: 3
Coding region: 1-1257 (418 amino acids)
Biological process (GO): pyrimidine nucleotide-sugar transmembrane transport
Cellular component (GO): Golgi membrane
Molecular function (GO): UDP-galactose transmembrane transporter activity
Source: RefSeq, a predicted model, not a curated record
AUGCAUCGACUGUCGUGGGUAAUGCCUACCGUCGCCGGAAAACGCUACGUUACCUCCACCGCCGUCUUUCUAACCGAAGCCAUCAAACUCGCCAUCUCGCUCACAAUGGCCCUUUAUGAAAUCUCCAAACACGCCCCGCCCUCCAUGCCCGCCACGUCGCUAUUUUCGAAUCUAUCAAACACAAUCUUUGCAGGCGAUAGCUGGAAGCUGGCUCUUCCCGCUUGCCUUUAUACACUCUCGAACUCGCUGCAGUACGUAGCGCUGUCGAAUCUGGAUCCGGCGACUUAUCAGAUUACGUACCAGGUAAAGCUGCUCUUUGCGGCUGUCUUUGGGCUGGUUUUGUUGCAGCGGUAUAUUCCCGCGCGGAAUUGGGGACUGUUGCUUUUUUUGGCGGCGGGUGUGGUGCUGCUACAUGCGCCGGGGCAUGAGUCGGAUCGUCUGGUGGCGAGAGAUGAAUCGGCGCAUUUUCCGAGGUCGUUGGAGGAAUGGAGGCAGAAAAAAGGGUAUUCGCCGAUGAAGAUUGCGAAGCGGUCCGCGAGUUACGAAGGGAUUGAGGAGGAUAUGUUGCUAGAGCAUCCUACUCUCGACGGCCGGGUAGGUCUCAUGGCGACUCUGUGCGCAUGUGUUGCGUCGGCGUUGGCCGCGGUUAGUUUUGAGAAGGUUAUUCGCGAUAGUGCGGCGAAGACGUCGCUUUGGGUGCGCAAUGUGCAGUUGGCGCUUCAGUCGGUGGUACCUGCGUUCUUUGUUGGUGUGAUUUUUCUCGAUGGAGAGGUUAUUGCGAAGCAAGGAUUCUUUGCCGGCUAUAGUUGGAUUGUUUGGGUGAUUAUCUUCAUCCAGGCUAUCGGGGGUAUUGGUGCGGGAUAUGCCAUUGCGUACGCAGACAAGACUGCGAAGACGACUGCGACGGGAUUUAGUCUCGUCGUGGGGAUGUUGUCGAGUCUGUCUGUGUUUGAUUUGGAGUUGUCGGCCAACUUCUCCAUCGGCGCCGCUAUAGUCCUAAUCGCAACAUUUUUAUAUGGUACUACACUAUCACCUUCCCCCCUAGCUCGGAUGCGACCACCCCCAAUUCGGAUUGAGAGCUUUGACGAGGACCCAAACAGACCUGGCGUCUCUCCUCCCAACGACUUCUCCAUCAAACUCCCUAACACACCUUUAUUGACAGCCGGCCUUUCAACGUCCCGGCCUGCAUCGCCGAGUCAUUCGCGAGUCAAGUCGAAUCAGAGCGGCUCAGGAUAUUUCCUAGAACCUGAUGAAUAG